ACCCGGAUAUGACGCUUGAAGCGCUGCAUUCAAACUUGUUUUCAACUUGGAAGCAAGAAAGUGUCCGUUUCAUUCUCAUAAAUCAAGCAUCCUAUGUUGUUAUUUCGGAAACAGAGUUCUACAUUUUUUUCUAGGUAACACGCCAGACAUGGCAUCAAAAAGCACCAAGGAUAUCAUUGUCAACAAGUUAGGCUUUAAAACCAGUGGCUCAAAGCAAGCAGACAUGGAAAUGGACAGACUCAGGAAGGAAAAUAAUCACCUGAAGAAGAUGAUGGAUGAAAUAUCAAAACGAACGGCGAGGCCACCAGACUUGGACAAGAGCAAAUUGCUAGAGAGAAUUCUGUCUCUGGAGACGUUAAGGGAGAGGAACAAUCAGCAGCUGCUGGCAAAGGACAAGGAGGUGGAGACUCUGAGACAACAGCUGAGUUCCAGUGGGGGAGAGGUGGUGGCAUCGCUCCAGUCUCAGCUGGACCAGGGGAGGAGAGAGGCAGAGCACAGAGAGAAACUCUUCCAGUCCCUCUCGGAGGAGACGGGGAACCUGAAGAACAACUUGGUGGCAGUGUCUGCAAGGUGUCAGGAACUGGAAGAACAGUUUCCUGAUUUCCAGAAUGGCAGGGUCCCCACCGGUGAGGUUGCAGUAGUUCAGGAUCACCUGAGAGAUGCUUUGGAGAAGAACCAACAGUGGAUGGUUUAUGACCAGCAGCGAGAGGCCUAUGUCAAGGCAGUCCUGGCCAGAACCCUUGAGUUGGAGCAGCAACUAAAUCAAGCCAACCAAGCUCUCCAACAACAACACAAAGAAGGCGAUUCAGCCGCACCUGAGAAGUCUUCCCCCCAGCUGCAGGAGUACUACGACAAGCUUCUGCUGCAGGCCAAGCGGGACGUGGAGGCCCAGAAGGAGGCUGCUGCGCGGGCCCAGGGGAGGUACGAGGAGCGCUGCCGGGAGGUGGCCGAGGCCAGAGAACAGCUCCAGGCCGAGCGCCUCAGCAGGAGACACAGAGUCAGCGAGGAGAGGAAGUGCUUGGCCGACCGGGCUGACAGGAUGAGGUCCGAGCGGGACAGCAUGGACGCCAGGUUGGAAGACGAGAGGAAAAGGUCUGCUGAGCUUCUGCUGCAGGUGAAUCUACUCCAGAAAUCUCAGUUAAAUCAAAAUGAGGAGCAGAGGAGAGUUGCUGUACUGGAACAGCAGAUCCAGCUGUCUGCCAAAGACUUUGAGAACGAGAAGCUCGAUCGGCACAGUUUACAGCAUCAGUUGCACAAGGUCCUGAAAGAGCUGCGCAAGGCUCGGGACCAAAUCACGAGACUGGAAUCCAGCCAUCAACAGAGCGAGUCUCGUUUCUCUGAGCCAAGUUCUUACAACAAGCUGGAGUUUGAUAGGCUGUCCAUUGAGGAUCCCAUCCCCACCUCGCCCUCCAAAAGCCUUCUGGACGAGAGUUUCCUGGAGUGUCCAAAGUGUAGAGCCCCAUACGCCACCAGUCAACACAGAGAACUGCUGGCCCACCUCGACUACUGUUUCACUUGAACAGCCUCUGGGAAUUAACAAGGGAGUACAUCUGGCCAUUCUCGGUCUUGCUUUUGUCUAUAAGAUAUUGUAUUUAUAUCAUCUUAUAAGAGGAAGUCUAUUUGGUUUGUGUUUAUGCUCUUUUUUACAUGACGAUGUUUCUUUCCCAUUUUUUUUUAUGUGUCUACUGAUGAUCUACUGUAAGAUCCUGAAGGUGUGUUUACCAAUAAAUCAGUGACUAUUUUUGAUUGACAGGAAUAAACUAUUUUGAAUUAUUAUAUAUUUUUUUGUGAUUUCAAAAAAAUCUUAUGUGGAUGGUUUUGUCAUAGAACGUAUGUAAGAUUAGAACAUGAAACAAGUGUUCACCACAUAGGUCCUUUAUUUUUUCUGUUGUACCUCGUCUUUCUAUAAGCAUUGUUUGCAUUCCUAAGGUGUAUUCCAUCCGUUUUAAAGGCCCAUAUAGGCCCAUCAUAUUGGUACAGCUGAGGAAACUAACACUGUAAAAGUACAAACAAUUUUGACCAGUUUAUUUAACUAGGCAAGUCAGCGAAGAACAAAUUCUUAUUUACAAUGACAGCCUACCCGGACAGUUGUGCGCCACCCUAUGGGACUCCCAAUCACAGCCUGUUGUGAUACAGCCUGGAAUUGAACCAGGGGCUGUAGUGACGCCUCUAGCACUGAGGUGCGAUGUCUUAGACCGCUGCGUCACUCAGGAGCUAAUGGAUUGAUCCCCAAGCCACAAUCCUAAUGCACCGCUUUAGUGUCCUCUACUCAGACCACACUGAUAUUCUUAACAAAAUUCUUGCUUGAGAAUAGUUUUUUGCUAAAAAGCCAUUUUUCUUUAUUUUUGACCAUUUUAAUGGACAACUAUCACAGUAAGUUACUUGUUACCCAGAAAUGACUUGAUAUUGAGAUAAAAAUUGCUGCACUGGGCAAUGUUACAUGUGUGAGUAAGGCCCACUUCCGCCUCAGUUCUUACUUUGCAAACCAGCUCGAAUGAGAUUGCAUGAGUAAGUCCUUGCAUUAAACUAUUUAAGGCCAAGGAUUAGCGAGGCUUCUCUUGGGUAGGGGAAAAGAGGUUAAUGUGUCUAUUCAAGGAAUGUUACAACAAGGACUUAGCUGUAAGGUUACUGCUGCAGAAUACUCAUAUGGUUGGUUCCAAGCAGUGCGUUAUGAAUAAUUCUCAGUUUGAUGCCUUUUUAAAAUUUUAUUUAUACAUUUUGAAACCAGUUUGGUGAUAAAUAGAUUAUUGUCCUUUUUCAGAUAAUUGGGUGUCUUUGUUUUUCAUUUGAUUAGAUUUUAGUUUUUGCCUGUAUCCAAAAGCUGUCUUUGCACUUUGUUAUACACUGUACAAAAAUGUGCAAUAAAGAUGAUAGUGGCUAUCAACACAA
Molecule: messenger RNA, 2889 nt
Organism: Oncorhynchus kisutch (coho salmon)
Lineage: Eukaryota; Metazoa; Chordata; Actinopteri; Salmoniformes; Salmonidae
Product: centrosomal protein of 55 kDa
Exons: 9
Coding region: 149-1519 (456 amino acids)
Biological process (GO): establishment of protein localization; regulation of phosphatidylinositol 3-kinase/protein kinase B signal transduction; mitotic cytokinesis
Cellular component (GO): midbody
Source: RefSeq, a predicted model, not a curated record